Effrenium voratum is the source of this 9197-nucleotide messenger RNA. The record is from the annotation of a GenBank genome assembly. Lineage: Eukaryota; Dinophyceae; Suessiales; Symbiodiniaceae.
GGGAUUUUGUAAGCUUGGCGCGUGCUGCGCCUGAUGGAAACACCAGAAAAGCUUCACCGCUACUUGUCCAAGUGUGCUGCAGACGAGGGUCUGGCAGUUGGAGAGGUUUUGAACUCUCCACUCACAAGCCCGCGAGAGCAAGCAGAAAGUAGUUCCGGUGGCACAUCCUCGGUCACCUUUGACCAGCUGGUGGCAGAUGCUCAAUCCCGGAUCGGAGUGUGGCUUUCGGCCGCAGACACCGAGCGUGAGCUUCCAGCUCCCAGGCCAUCACCAGAAGCUGUGGACAGCAGGACGUGCGCCGUUCGGCGAUUUCAUGAGCAGAAGCUGGUACGCAAAGACCAGCUUUCUGCCGCCUACGAGCUACCUGUGGAGGGGAGCUUUGAGCACCCCAGUUCUCUGAAUGGUGAAUUGCAGGACUUGGCAGCCAAAGAAGCUAUAGACUUGGCCAAGCCAGCCGAAGUAGCUGCUGCCAGAUCUGCACAGCCUCAAGUCAUGACAAGUGAAGAGUUUGCAAGGAGCGUUGCCGAAGUAGUGCAGAUGUUCGAGAGCGGGGGCAAGCCUUUGGUGAAGAAGGCGGACAAGGCAGAAGGGGCAAUCGCACGCCAGGCUGCAUGCGAGCAAGCUGCAGAGCUGCAAGCGGAGGAGCAAAUUCAAGCUGCAGAAAAGGCAGCUGACGAGACGCCCAGAAACGCAAGUUUGGUCAAAGAGCAGGACCACGAGCAGGAUCACGAGGCAGAGGGGGAAAGAGGGGCAGAAAAGCACGAAGCAGAGCCGACGCCUGCCAAGGCGCAACAAGCUGAGGAGCCGAAGGCUGAAGAAAAGGCCGAAGAGCUCAAGGCAGAAGCCUCGGAGCCCAUGGCCGGAAAGGAGAAGGCAGAGCCCCAAGCAGCGCAGGCUGAGGCAGAGCCGAAGACCGCUGAAGAGCCCAAGGCAGAAGUGGAAAUGCAGACUGCAGAGGAGCCAAAGCAGGAAGAGCUCAGCACUGCUGAACAGCCUAAAGCAGAGGAAGAGUUGAAGGUGGCACAAGUACCCAAGGCCGAGGUGGAGCUGCACACUGCAGAGGAGCCAAAGCAGGAAGAGCUCAGCACUGCUGAACAGCCCAAAGCAGAGGAAGAGCCGAAGGUGGCAGAAGUACCCAAGGCCAAGGCAGAGCUGCAGACUGCUGCGGAACCAAAGCAGGAAGAGAUCAGCACUGCUGAACAGCCCAAAGCAGAGGAAGAGCCGAAGGUGGCAGAAGUUCCCGAGGCCGAGGCAGAGCUGCAGACUGCUGCGAAACCAAAGCAGGAAGAGCUCAGCACUGCUGAACAGCCCAAAGCAGAGGAAGAGCCGAAGGUGGCAGAAGUGCCCAAGGCCGAGGCGGAGCUGCAGACUGCCGCGGAACCAAAGCAGGAAGAGAUCAGCACUGCUGAACAGCCCAAAGCAGAGGAAGAGCCGAAGGUGGCAGAAGUUCCCAAGGCCGAGGCAGAGCUGCAGACUGCUGCGAAACCAAAGCAGGAAGAGCUCAGCACUGCUGAACAGCCCAAAGCAGAGGAAGAGCCGAAGGUGGCAGAAGUGCCCAAGGCCGAGGUGGAGUUGCAGACUGCUGUGCAGACUGCUGCGGAACCAAAGCAGGAAGAGCUCAGCACUGCUGAACAGCCCAAAGCAGAGGAAGAGCCGAAGGUAGCAGAAAUGCCCAAGGCCGAGGUGGAGUUGCAGACUGCUGUGCAGACUGCUGCGGAACCACAGCAGGAAGAGCUGCCGAAGGUGGCAGAAGUGCCCAAGGCCGAGGCGGAGCUGCAGACUGCCGCGGAACCAAAGCAGGAAGAGAUCAGCACUGCUGAACAGCCCAAAGCAGAGGAAGAGCCGAAGGUGGCAGAAGUACCCAUGGCCGAGGCGGAGCUGCAGACUGCUGCGGAACCAAAGCAGGAAGAGAUCAGCACUGCUGAACAGCCCAAAGCAGAGGAAGAGCCGAAGGUGGCAGAAGUUCCCAAGGCCGAGGCAGAGCUGCAGACUGCUGCGAAACCAAAGCAGGAAGAGCUCAGCACUGCUGAGCAGCCCAAAGCAGAGGAAGAGGCGAAGGUGGCAGAAGUUCCCAAGGCAGAGCUGCACACUGCUGCGGAACCAAAGCAGGAAGAGCUCAGAACUGCUGAACAGCCCAAAGCAGAGGAAGAGCCGAAGGUGGCAGAAGUGCCCAAGGCCGAGGCGGAUCUACAAACUGCCGCGGAACCAAAGCAGGAAGAGCUCAGCACUGCUGAGCAGCCCAAAGCAGAGGAAGUGCCGAAGGUGGCAGAAGUUCCCGAGGCCGAGGCAGAGCUGCAGACUGCUGCGGAACCAAAGCAGGAAGAGAUCAGAACUGCUGAACAGCCCAAAGCAGCGGAAGAGCCGAAGGUGGCAGAAGUUCCCAAGGCCGAGGAGGAGCUGCAGACUGCUGCGGAACCAAAGCAGGAAGAGCUCAGCACUGCUGAACAGCCCAAAGCAGAGGAAGAGCCGAAGGUGGCAGAGGAAGAGCCGAAGGUAGUAGAAGCGCCCAAGGCCGAGGCAGAGACUGCUGCGGAACCAAAGCAGGAAGAGCUCAGCACCUCUCAACAGCUCAAAGCAGAGGAAGAGCCGAAGGUAGCAGAAAUGCCCAAGGCCGAGCUCAGCACUGCCGAACGGCCCAAAGCAGAGGAAGAGCUGAAGGUGGCAGAAAUACCCAAGGCCGAGGCGGAGCUGCAGACUGCUGUGCAGACUGCUGCGGAACCAAAGCAGGACGAGAUCAGCACUGCUGAACAGCCCAAAGCAGAGGAAGAGCUGAAGGUGGCAGAAGUUCCCAAGGCCGAGGCAGAGCUGCAGACUGCUGCGAAAGUAAAGCAGGAAGAGCUCAGCACUGCUGAACAGCCCAAAGCAGAGGAAGAGCCGAAGGUGGCAGAAGUGCCCAAGGCCGAGGUGGAGUUGCAGACUGCUGUGCAGACUGCUGCGGAACCAAAGCAGGACGAGAUCAGCACUGCUGAACAGCCCAAAGCAGAGGAAGCGCCGAAGGUGGCAGAAGUGCCCAAGGCCGAGGCGGAGCUGCAGACUGCUGCGGAACCAAAGCAGGAAGAGCUCAGCACUGCCGAACGGCCCAAAGCAGAGGAAGAGCCGAAGGUGGCAGAAGUUCCCAGUGCCGAGGCGGAGCUGCAGACUGCUGCGGAACCAAAGCAGGAAGAGAUCAGAACUGCUGAACAGCCCAAAGCAGAGGAAGAGCCGAAGGUGGCAGAAGUGCCCAAGGCCGAGGCAGAGCUGCAGACUGCUGCGGAACCAAAGCCGGAAGAGCUCAGCACUGCUGAACAGCCCAAGGCAGAGGAAGAGCCGAAGGUGGCAGAAGUUCCCAAGGCUGAGACAGAGCUGCAGACUGCUGCAGAACCAAAGCAGGAAGAGCUCAGCACUGCUGAACAGCCCAAAGCAGAGGAAGAGCCGAAGGUAGCAGAAAUGCCCAAGGCCGAGGUCGAGUUGCAGACUGCUGUGCAGACUGCUGCGGAACUACAGCAGGAAGAGCUCAGCACUGCUGAGCAGCCCAAAGCAGAGGAAGAGCCGAAGGUGGCAGAAGUGCCCAAGGCCGAGGCGGAGCUGCAGACUUCUGCGGAACCAAAGCAGGAAGAGCUCAGCACUGCUGAACAGCCCAAAGCAGAGGAAGAACCGAAGGUGGCAGAAGUACCCAUGGCCGAGGCGGAGCUGCAGACUGCCGCGGAACCAAAGCAGGAAGAGCUCAGCACUGCUGAGCAGCCCAAAGCAGAGGAAGUGCCGAAGGUGGCAGAAGUUCCCGAGGCCGAGGCAGAGCUGCAGACUGCUGCGGAACCAAAGCAGGAAGAGAUGAGAACUGCUGAACAGCCCAAAGCAGCGGAAGAGCCGAAGGUGGCAGAAGUUCGCAAGGCCGAGGAGGAGCUGCAGACUGCUGCGGAACCAAAUCAGGAAGAGCUCAGCACUGCUGAACAGCCCAAAGCAGAGGAAGAGCCGAAGGUGGCAGAAGUACCCAAGGCCGAGGCGGAGCUGCAGACUGCUGCGGAAUCAAAGCAGGAAGAGAUCAGCACCUCUCAACAGCUCAAAGCAGAGGAAGAGCCGAAGGUAGCAGAAAUGCCCAAGGCCGAGCUCAGCACUGCCGAACGGCCCAAAGCAGAGGAAGAGCCGAAGCUGGCCGAAGUACCCAAGGCCGAGGCGGAGCUGCAGACUGCUGCGGAACCAAAGCAGGAAGAGAUCAGAACUGCUGAACAGCCCAAAGCAGAGGAAGCGCCGAUGGUGGCAGAAGUGCCCAAGGCCGAGGCCGAGCUGCAGACUGCUGCGGAACCAAAGCAGGAAGAGAUCAGCACUGCUGAGCAGGCCAAAGCAGAGGAAGAGCCGAAGGUGGCAGAAGUUUCCAAGGCCGAGGCGGAGCUGCAGACUGCUGCGGAACCAAAGCAGGAAGAGAUCAGCACUGCUGCACAGCCCAAAGCAGAGGAAGAGCCGAAGGUGGCAGAAGUGCCCAAGGCCGAGGCGGAGCUGCAGACUGCCGCGGAACCAAAGCAGGAAGAGAUCAGCACCGCUGAACAGCCCAAAGCAGAGGAAGAGCCGAAGGUGGCAGAAGUUCCCAAGGCCGAGGCGGAGCUGCAGACUGCUGCGCAACCAAAGCAGGAAGAGCUCAGCACUGCUGAGCAGCCCAAAGCAGAGGAAGCGCCGAAGGUGGCAGAAGUGCCCAAGGCCGAGGCCGAGCUGCAGACUGCUGCGGAACCAAAGCCGGAAGAGCUCAGCACCGCUGAACAGCCCAAAGCAGAGGAAGAGCCGAAGGUGGCAGAAGUUCCCAGGGUCGAGGCGGAGCUGCAGACUGCUGCGGAACCAAAGCAGGAAGACAUCAGCACUGCUGAGCAGCGCAAAGCAGAGGAAGCGCCGAAGGUAGCAGAAGUGCCCAAGGCCGAGGCGGAGCUGCAGACUGCUGCGCAACCAAAGCAGGAAGAGCUCAGCACUUUCGAACGGCCCAAAGCAGAGGAAGAGCCGAAGGUGGCAGAAGUUCCCAAGGUCGAGGCGGAGCUGCAGACUGCUGCGGAACCAAAGCAGGAAGAGCUCAGCACUGCUGAGCAGCCCAAAGCAGAGGAAGAGCCGAAGGUAGCAGCUGAACAGCCCAAAGCAGAGCAAGAGCCGAAGGUGGCAGAAGUGCCCAAGGCCGAGGCGGAGCUACAAACUUCCGCGGAACCAAAGCAGGUUGAGCUCAGCACUGCUGAGCAGCCCAAAGCAGAGGAAGAGCCGAAGGUGGCAGAAGUGCCCAAGGCCGAGCCGGAGCUGCAGACUGCUGCAGAACCAAAGCAGGAAGAGCUCAGAACUGCUGAACAGCCCAAAGCAGAGGAAGAGCCGAAGGUGGCAGAAGUUCCCGAGGCCGAGGCAGAGCUGCAGACUGCUGCGAAACCAAAGCAGGAAGAGCUCAGCACUGCUGAUCAGCCCAAAGCAGAGGAAGAGCCGAAGGUGGCAGAAGUUCCCAAGGCCGAGGCGGAGCUGCAGACUGCUGCGGAACCAAAGCAGGAAGAGCUCAGAACUGCUGAACAGCCCAAAGCAGAGGAAGAGCCGAAGGUGGCAGAAAUGCCCAAGGCCGAGGCGGAGCUGCAGACUGCUGCGGAUCCAAAGCAGGAAGAGCUCAGCACUGCUGAGCAGCCCAAAGCAGAUGCUGCGGAACCAAAGCAGGAAGAGCUCAGCACUGCUGAGCAGCGCAAAGCAGAGGAAGAGCCGAAGGUGGCAGAAGUUUCCAAGGCCGAGGCGGAGCUGCAGACUGCUGCGGGACCAAAGCAGGAAGAGCUCAGCACUGCUGAGCAGCCCAAAGACGAGGAAGAGCUCAAGGUGGCAGAAGUGCCCCAGGCCGAAGUGGAGCUGCCGAAGGUUGCAGAAGUUUCCAAGGCCGAGGCGGAGCUGCCGACUGCUGCGGAGCCAAAGCAAGAAGAGUUGAACACCGCUGAAGAGCCCAAGGCAGAGGAAGAGCCAAAGGAGGCAGAAGUGCCCAAGGCCGAGGCGUCUGCUGAGGAGCCAAAGCAGGAAGAGCUGAGCUCUGCCGAAGAACCUAAGUCAGAGCCAAAGGAAGAACCAAAGGCAACGGAAGAGCCAAAGGUGGAGCUGCCGACUGCUGCGGAACCAAAGCAUGAAGAGCGGAGGACUGCUGUAGAGCCGACAGCAGAGGAGGAGCCGAAGGUUGCAGCAGUGCCGAAGGCCGAGGUGGAGCUGCAGCUUGCACAGGAGCCAAAACAGGAAGAGCUGAGGACCCCUGAAGAGCCCGAGCCAGAGGAAGAGUCAAAGGUGGCAGGAUUGCCCAAGUUCGAGGUAGGGCUGCAGCCAAAAGCAGAGAAAGAGCUGAAGGCGGCAGAAGUUCCCAAGGCCGAGGCGGAGCUGCAGACUGCUGCGGAACCAAAGCAGGAAGAGCUCAGCACUGCCGAACGUCCCAAAGCAGAGGAAGAGCCGAAGGUGUCAGAAGUUCCCAAGGCCGAGGCGGAGCUGCAGACUGCUCAGGAGCCAAAGCAGGAAGGGCUCACCGCUGGGCAGGCCAAGGCAGAGGACGAGUCGUCCGUGGCGGAAGUGUCCAAGGCUGAGGCAGACCUGCACAGGGCAGAAGCCAAGGCAGAGGAAGAGCCGAAGGUGGCAGAAGUGCCCAAAGCUGAGGUGGAGCUGCCGUUUGCUGAGCAGCCAAAGCAGGAAGAGCCGAGCACCGCUGAAGAGCCCAGGGCAGAGGAAGAGCCGAAGGUGGCAGAAGUUCCCAAGGCUGAGGCGGAGCUACAGACUGCUGAGGAAGAGCUGGCCAGGGCAGAACCCAAGGUAGAGGAAGAAGCGAAACCCAGGGCCGAGGCGGAGCUGCCGACUGCUGAGCAGCCAAAGCAGGAAGAGCCGAGCACUGCCGAAGAGCCCAAGGCAGAGGACGAGCCGAAGGCAGAAGUUCCCAAGGCUGAGGCGGAGCUACAGGCUGCUGAGGAAGAGCUGACCAGGGCAGAGCCCAAGGUAGAGGAAGAGCCGAAAACCAGGGCCGAGGCGGAGCUGCCGACUGCUGAGCAGCCAAAGCAGGAAGAGCCGAGCACCGCUGAAGAUCCCAAGGCAGAGGAAGAGCCGAAGGUGGCAGAAGUUCCCAAGGCUGAGGCGGAGCUACAGGCUGCUGAGGAAGAGCUGACCAGGGCAGAACCCAAGGUAGAGGAAGAACCGAAACCCAGGGCCGAGGCGGAGCUGCCGACUGCUGAGCAGCCAAAGCAGGAAGAGCCGAGCACUGCUGAAGAGCCCAAGGCAGAGUACGAGCCGAAGGUUGCAGUAGGUGGCCGAAGGCUAGCGGGGAGGAAUCCAGAAGCAGAGGCGAUGGCUGAGCCAAGUGAUCCUGUCAGAGUAGCAGCAGCAGAGGCUGAGAGAGCGCACGAGGAUGUGCAGGCAAAAGCAGCCGAGCUCGCCAAAGCAGAUGAGCGCCUGCAGAGAGCCAGAGAGGCUGUCCUGGCGCAUGUGAGGAGGGCUGAGCGCGAAAGACUUGCAAAGCAAGCCUCUUCAGAGAGAGUUGAACCCCCGCAAGAGGUUGCAGAAGGUGGCCUGCAAGGAUCGUGUGAGGCGACCACAACGACACGUGGCCAGGUGAUUGAGAAAGCUGCCGAGAAGCGUGAAGCUGUGCUGAGCCAGAGGCCAGAAGCAGAAUCUGCAGGUGAAAAUGCCAGGCGAAUGAGGGCUGAAGUGAAGCAGCCUCGCCAUACCAUUGAAGCAGUUGAUCAUUCGAUAGAGCUGCCCCGAUGUCGGGCGAAGCCAAAGCAGCCUGAAUAUGCUCAGUUGGAAUUGAGCACAUUGGAGCAGCGGCCAAGCUCAGUUUCUUUGACUGUUGGCGGGCCUGCAGUUCCUCCAGCAACACAAGCGAGGUUGCAGGAACUCCAGGAUGCGAGCUCAAGAUCCUCCACACAUGCAGGACAUGCGCCUGAAUCAUGGGAGGAUGCGAACCCAACUCCACAGGCUUGCCAGGGAGGUCCUAGGAGCUCGCUGCCAGGCCCUUUUGCGGCUUAUGAUACUAGACGUGCACCCUCUCCAGGUCCUCCAGGGCCACCCAGCAGAGCAGUCAUUGCCGCAGUUGCCACAGUUGCCAAAGUCAAAGCAAGGCAGCGGCAAGACCUCCCGACUGCGAGCCCCUCACCCAUUGCUUGGGGUGCUCCACAUACACCCGGCACUGCAAGCCGGAUGCAGAGCACACCAAUGCUGCACGGUGGUCGAGUUCCAGACGAACCGUUUGCGCGGGGAGCCCACAUCAGGCAUUCCUCCUCGGACUACGCGAUGCCGCGGAUGGACAGUUGGGGGGAGAGACACGGCAGCCCCAUGGUGCUGCACAGCAGCCGUUCGGUUGGGACCGCCUUCAUGGACAGAACUUGCCGUGCAAGCUCAAGAGUCUUGUCAACAAGCCCUUCAUGCCGCUCGUUCACCGGGACCAUUUCCUGGCAGAACUGCCAGCGGAUUGGAGUUUUCACCCUCCAGGUCUGCACGUUCCUUCGAUGGCGCGCAGUCGGCGCCUUCGCAGUGGCACCUAUGCCAGACGCUUCCUGCGCCGCAGCCAUGGAUGCGAACGAUGGCAGCUUCCCCUCUUCAAACACCAAGGGUGCAAAGUCCAGGCCCGUGCAUGCAGCGAAGCCCAGUGCGCUUCAGGAGCCCACAAGGGUCACCGUGCCGCGUUCCAGACCACCGCGUUGUCGACGUUUGGCUGCAUGAGCCCAUGUUGGAACGAAGGAGCUUUGCAGGACCAACGGCGGCUUCAAACGUUGCUGCGUGGGGAGGGCCAACGCCAGUGCCAACUGCAAUUCCGGCAAGAGCACCAUCCCCAUCCCACUUCAUCCUGCAAGCCGUGGCAGCGUCGGCGCCACCACAACGACACAGUCCUUCACUUGUUCAAACCCCGCAACAAGUGCAACGGCCUGCACAGGAGCUGCCGAACCAGCGGCAGCCGCAGCUGCAAAGGCAGGAGCCUGUUCGGACUAGACGAGCCGAGCAGUUGAAGAGCCAACUCUUGGCGUAGCCAACUUGUGCUUUGACCCUGGUAUGGGAAUGACUUGUGCAUCGCCGGCCUUUCUUCCCGCGGGGAUCGAUCCCAUGCCAGGGCUCAGGUUUCACGGCGUUUCACGGGGCUGUGCCUCGAAUUCGCAACCUUUUUGACGCUUGCCCUUGCGUAAUCUUGAAGGCAGCGAGGCUGUCUUGGCAAGGGGGGAGCUGGAUUCAUUCGGCGCGCCAUUUUCAAAAACUUGUCCCAGAUAUCG